Molecule: messenger RNA, 1206 nt
Organism: Limanda limanda (common dab)
Lineage: Eukaryota; Metazoa; Chordata; Actinopteri; Pleuronectiformes; Pleuronectidae
Gene: gjd6
Product: gap junction protein delta 6
Exons: 1
Coding region: 1-1206 (401 amino acids)
Biological process (GO): cell communication
Cellular component (GO): connexin complex
Source: RefSeq, a predicted model, not a curated record
AUGACGGAGUGGACCCUGCUCAAACGUCUCCUGGAUGCUGUCCACCAGCACUCCACCAUGAUUGGUCGUUUGUGGCUCACCGUUAUGGUCAUCUUCAGGCUCCUCAUUGUGGCUGUGGCAACUGAGGACGUGUACACCGAUGAGCAGGAGAUGUUUGUGUGCAACACCAUUCAGCCAGGAUGCUCCACUGUUUGCUAUGACGCGUUUGCGCCCAUCUCGCAACCUCGUUUCUGGGUGUUUCACAUUAUCAGCGUCUCUACGCCAUCCCUCUGCUUCAUCAUCUACACAUGGCACAACCUGUCCAAGCGGCCCCUCAACACCACCCUGAGGUUGGGGCAGGGGACAGGGGAUAACCCAGGGCAGGGACGCCCAGAUGUAUGGCGAGACAGCGGACUGGAGGCAUAUGAUCGGAGCUGUGACUCAGAUAGCUGCUCCGUUCGCUCCCAUAAGCAUUUAGGACACAGCCUGGCAGAUGUGCUGGAGGGAAUACCCACCCAGAACCUCCAGAGGGGAGACCCCAAGAUCAUAGUGACCUUAAGCCAGGCCCGAGCUUGCCCUUUUAGAGCGGGCAACGCAGUGGGUCAUGUGGUCGCUGGAGGGGUUCUCUCCAAAUGUUACAUCUUCCAUGUGUGUUUACGUGCUAUUCUGGAGGUGGGCUUUGUCGUGGCCCAGUGGAAGCUGUUUGGCUUCCAGGUGCCUGUCCAUUUCCUCUGCACCUCAGCCCCCUGCAGCCAGCCAGUGGACUGCUAUGUCUCUAGACCCACAGAGAAGACCAUCUUCUUGUGCUUCAUGUUUUGUGUGGGAGUUUUCUGUAUCCUUCUCAACCUGCUGGAGCUCAACCACCUGGGCUGGAAGAAGAUCCGCCAGGUGUUAAAGAUGAGGGAGAGGACCAACUGGGGAGGUUGCCAAGGUAUGAGGGGGGGAUAUGAAACCUUUCCCCCUGACUGUCCCUCUCUCACAUCCUCUUUAGGCUUCAGAGAUGUGACCAGCACCACCUCUCUCCCCACGUUAGACCUGGUGGUGGAACACCAGCCGGACUGGACUUGUGCUUUGAACUGUAGCAGUAUAAGGGAGCCCGAAGAGGUCAGAGAGACUAAAUUGGAGCAGCCAAAGAGACAAGACUCCCAUAAAGGAGAGAGGCAGCCUCUGAAGAGUAUAAGGGAGAGCAGGGAGUCCAAGCAAAGGAGUGCUCAGGUCUGGAUUUAG